Molecule: messenger RNA, 1089 nt
Organism: Gossypium raimondii (Peruvian cotton)
Lineage: Eukaryota; Viridiplantae; Streptophyta; Magnoliopsida; Malvales; Malvaceae
Product: dormancy-associated protein homolog 4
Exons: 3
Coding region: 261-644 (127 amino acids)
Source: RefSeq, a predicted model, not a curated record
AGAAAUAGAGACAAAAAAACUCUUUCAACAAUAAUAUCCCCACAACCUCGCCAAAUCUUUCCCUUUUUCCGUUUCCUUCCCUUCUCUUAGUAACAGUCGUUUCUCUGCCGGAUCACAAAAACAAAUAUAUAUAGCAAAAGACCGUUGAUAUAUAUAUAUAUAUAUAUAUAUAUACGGAUAAUCAUUUGUUUUGAUUGUUAAACGGCUUUUUAACGGGUGUUACGUUUAUAGAGAAGAACAGUUUGUCAAUCACAUAGAUCAUGGGUUUUCUAGACAAACUUUGGGACGAAACGCUUGCCGGGCCUAUGCCAGAAACCGGCCUCGGAAAACUACGAAAGUAUGGUUCAUUUUCAGCCGCAUCAUCAUCGCCUGCUACCGCUGAUACUAGUCAGGUUAUGAUAACUAGGAGCAUUACGAUUCUUAAGAGUAACUCUGGUUUGAAAAACCUAUCUAUGGACCCGGGUUCAGCUCCGGGUUCUCCUUCUGGGUCUAGCAAUCCUGGGACACCUUUGUCACCGGGGACACCGACUGGGGAUUUUAGGAGAUUCACGAGAAGGAAAUCGCCGGCUGAAGCACUUCAAUCGGAAGAACCUAGAAGUCCGACUGUUUACGAUUGGAUUGUGAUGAGUGCUUUGGAUCGUUGAGAGAGGAAAUUUGGCGACUUUCGUUUUUGAAGAAUCGACAUAUGAAAGAAACUUUUUGUACAUAUUAUCAAGCUUCGGUUAAAGUUUCAUCAUAUCAUAUCAUAUCAUAUAUCUUAUGCAGCUAUAUACGCAUAUCAUAUGUGUAUCGGUAAUUAUUAAGUUGGUAAUUAACAAGAAUAAAAGGACUGGAUGAUUCGAAUGAAGAAUCGUUAAACCGAUGGAGAAAAAAAACUAUCACUGCAAUUUCAUGGAGUUUCCGAGAGAGAGGAACGACAGACGUAGGAACCUCUUUUGUACAUAUUUCUUUUCUUUUUCAUGUGCAUAUGGUUUUGUGUUUAUCUUUGUCUUAGCUUUUAAUUUGUAAAUAUCAGUCUCUGUAUAUAUAUCCUCAUGUAAUGGAACUCGGUAAUUUGCAGCUAUAAAACUAUAUAUACGAUUAUCAAUA